Molecule: messenger RNA, 2998 nt
Organism: Culex pipiens pallens (northern house mosquito)
Lineage: Eukaryota; Metazoa; Arthropoda; Insecta; Diptera; Culicidae
Gene: Fem-1
Product: protein fem-1 homolog B
Exons: 6
Coding region: 499-2550 (683 amino acids)
Molecular function (GO): protein binding
Source: RefSeq, a predicted model, not a curated record
GCGACUUUCAGCUGCUGCUGCUGCUGGUGAUCGCGACUUUUAUUGAGAUCAGCGCGUAGACCGUUUUCCUUGCUUUAUUCAGUGCAAAAUCCGUGUCCACCCCCGCCGUCGCCGCCGCCAUCCGGGAAACUGUUCCGCUGUGUUGUAGUCGCGCUCGUUUGUGUGUGGGUGGUUUCGCGAAACCGAACCGCGAUCUCGCACUUUUCUUCUCGUCGGACUUGAGAAAGAAAAUUUGCCGCGAUCGCGCGCCAGUGAAAAAUCGUCUCAGCUCAGCUCAAGUCGCAAAAAGGUCGGAAAAUUCCUCGGAGUAGCCAAAUUGCUUGCUCGCGUGUGCUCGCGGUUCUAAGUGUGUGACGUUCAACGUUCGGAUUUUUUCCCCACAAACGCAAAGAACUCAUUUCAUAACAUUGGCAGUGAAAACGGAGGAAAAUCGGGAACGCCAACGGAAGCUAGGAAGUAGCGAGUUCAAGAGAUUAGAAUUAAAGUGGAACCGCCCAAAUGCAGGACGACACGGUGAAGGAAACGACGAUGGCGGACGAGGCCCUUGCGGAUGUUCCGAUGCCCCGUGGCCGCGAGUUCAACAAGUUUUCGCUGGUCCAUCGGGUUUACUACGCCUGCCGGGAUGGGUUCUCGCGGCUGCUGUUGGCCACCCUGAAGGACAUUGACUGCGAGCACGACCGGAAGGCCAUCGUGGAUCAGGACUUCACCGAAGAGGACCGCCAGGUUUACACGCCGCUGAUUGCGGCCGCCAUGCGUGGCCACUACGACGUGGUGCACAUUCUGUUGACCCAGCUGCGGCCAAAUCUGGAGAAGGAAGGUUGCGUCAAGUUCGACGGUCAUCUGAUCGAGGGUGCGUCCGCGCUGUGGGUCGCGGCCGGCGCUGGCCAUUUGAACAUAAUAAAGCUGCUGGUGGAACAUGGGGCGGAUUUGAACCAUCACACGCGGAACCUGUCGACGCCGGUGCGGGCCGCUUGCUUCGACGGGCGGUUGGACAUUAUCCGCUAUCUGGUGGAUCACGAUGCGAACAUUAACUUUGCCAAUGCUUACAAUAACACUUGCCUGAUGAUUGCCGCGUACAAGGGACACGCCGAAGUGGUGGAAUAUCUGCUGGAGAACGAUGCGUUGCCGAAUGAGCAGGCCAAUUGUGGCGCCACGGCACUGCACUACGCGGCCGAGUGUGGCCACGUGGAGGUUUGUGGCGUUCUGUUGGAUUAUGGAGCGGUUUUCAAGCAGAAUGAGUACGGAAUGACGCCGGUGAUUUGUGCGGCGGAGCGGACCCGCGAAACGGUCGUGGAGUUGUUUGUGAACAGGGCUGGAUUACUGACGCGGGAGGAGCAGAUUGACGCGCUGGAACUGAUGGGAGCGUCUUUUGCGAACGACAAGGACAAUUACAGCUUGGUAAAGGCGUUUCGCUACCUCAUCUCGGCAAUGGAACUCAGAUUCGAAGACAUUAACCACCAGGUGCGCAAACCGAUCCUCCCACCGAUCCCAGCCUACGAACACUGGAUAGAGUGCCAAACCAUGCAGGACCUUCAAGCAAUCCGGUACAACCACAACUCGCUGCACAUGGAAUCGCUCACCAUCCGCGAACGCAUCCUGGGCCGGCACUGUCCCGAGGUGGUCCACUCGAUUGUGUUCCGCGGCGCGGUGUGUGCCGACAACGGGCGCUUCGAUCGCUGCGAAAGUCUUUGGCUGCACGCGAUGCACCUCAAGCAGGCAAACUCCCUCUCGAUUCAGCGCGAUCUGCUGCGCUUUGCGCAACUCUUCUCGCAAAUGCUCUCGAUCAACGUGGCGCUGCGCUUCUGCAACGUAACGGAAGUGCUGGCCGCGUGCGUCGAAGAACUUGGCCUGAACCAGCAGAAGCUGGUCGAUCCCGGCCCGAAAGAUUUGAUCGAAGUGGUAGCCGAGGAGCACGAGCUGAACAUUGUAACGGUGCUGUACUUGAUCACGAUAAUCACGAAGCUGCUGCGGCAGAAUACGUCAACGCAGGUCACGGAUAUUACGGAGGAGAACAUGCGCGAAGUGUACCGGCUGGUGUACCGGUUAAACCAGAUGUCGGUGAAGUUGCGCGACGAUCAAUCGCUGCUGCAUCUGUCCGUGAAUGGGGUCACUCCCGUGGAUGACUUCCACACAGAUGAUAUCUGUCGAUUUCCCUGCAUCGACACCGUCAAACUACUGCUGAGAUGUGGCGCACCAAUUUCUGUGGUGGACGUUGACCGGAACACCCCGCUGCAUACGCUUUGCUCAACACUGCAAACGAUCGCCAUUCGCAUGUCGGACGAUGACGUCAAGGCGGUGGUCAAAGAGCUGACCGAACUCUUCAUCGACGCCGGAAUCCACCUCGAUGCGGUCAACAGCGAAGGUCUGAAGGCGUCCCAAGUUUGUGUUCAAAAUUCGGUGGGCAACUUUAUCCGUGGCUACGAGGCACGCGCCGUGAAUCUCAAAUGCUUGGCCGCGCGCUGCAUAGCGUUGCACCGUGUGCCCUACAAGGGCGGAAUCCCGCGCCAGCUGGAGGCGUUCGUGCAGCUGCACUGCUCGGAAAAGUACUGACUGACCUCCGCCUCUCGUCCGGGGUCAGGCGGAAAAUUUAAAGUUGGAAUUGCCAGGUCUUCCAGGAAAUGGUGGUGGUGGAUCGAGAACGAUAGUGAUGACAAACUCAUUUUAUAGCAGCAACAGAAAGUGGUGGAGCAGUUUAAUAUUUACACAACUUUUAAACAACAACACCGUAACGUAACGACAAAUGUGAUUUUUACCCGAAGGAAUGAAGGGAAGGAGAAGGACACUCUUUGAAGCAAAAGUUUGUCCCUUCUUCAUGAAGCUUGUUUUUAUUGCUAGACAACAUUUUGAUUGGCGGAGAAGGAUAAGUUUUCGUUAGAAGGGGUGAAGCAACCUAACGAUGAUGCCAUGAGAUUACUUACUUACUUGCAAUUUUGCUGUGGUAUAUAAAAGAUAUUAUUUUUUAAUUGUGGAAACAAAAUAUAUCGAACAAAUUGUAUCU